Molecule: messenger RNA, 3726 nt
Organism: Hemisphaericaspora subhashii
Lineage: Eukaryota; Fungi; Ascomycota; Pichiomycetes; Serinales; Debaryomycetaceae
Exons: 4
Coding region: 1-3726 (1241 amino acids)
Source: RefSeq, a predicted model, not a curated record
AUGAUUUCGCUGGAAACAGUAGGUACUCCAUUUGAUGCUUCACCGCCGGAGAAUCGGUCUCGGGCUAACGGACAGGGGUCCCUUGGGGCUCCUCAAGUCGGCACGAAUGCUGCUGCAUCCGCUGUCAACGCUAAUUUAACCACCAAAACUUCAAAUUUGCCUCCCCAUGAAAACUUUUCUUUCGAAAAAAAUUCUGAAAAAAAUGUCGUUAAUGAAAAUGGCGAGACAAUGUCGUCUCACGUCUAUGAGGAGCCUGAUAUGGCUACGGUUUUACGUAACUUUCAAGCUCCUGUUGGAAAAUUUGCCUUAGCUAAAGAACAAUUACCUUAUGAACGUAAUGAUGCUCCGGAUGAUUUAAUUAAAAUUGUUUCAGAACACAAUUCGUUGGUAAGGGCCGAUGAUAGGCUUAUUAUUCCUAUGCAUGAAUUAAUGAAAAAAUUUGACGGACCUACCAUCGUUCGUAGCAUGUUUGAAAAAUUCACCAUUGAAAAACAAGCUUUAAAAGAAACCUUCAGUAUGGUCGAAGAAAACUUAGAAUUACUUGAAAAUUAUGCUUGGGGAAACACGAAGAAAAUUAGAGAAGAUUUAGCCAAGUUUUAUGAUGAUAAUAAAGAAGCUCUCUGCAUUUAUCGUUGCGUGGGUUAUGCUAUGCCCUUUUUCUCAGGUAGUCAUAUUAUCAUGUCACCCUUCGAUCAAGACAUCACGGAAUCACCAAGAUUCCAAGAAGUCAGGUCUAGUUUUAUCAAAUUCGUUGAAAGCCUUGAAUUUAGAAUUAAUGACACGACCUUCAAUGUCAAGUUUGAAAAAAAAAACGUUCCUUAUUCCUUGUUUUCUUUCAAAGUGGAUAUUUAUAAGGCCCCAGCUAUUAAAAGGAUUUUCCAAGGAUAUUUAACAGCUGUUGAUGAAAUUAUUGCCCAUCAUAUCCCUUCCGGUCGAGCAGUUCAUAAAAUGGAAAUGUCAAAUGACAAUUUCGUGUUAGCGUAUUUUGUCGUAAAGCUUGGUUCCGACGUGGCCCCACCACCCACCAAGGCCGGAUUGACAAGCAAAAAAAAAAAGAUGGUAAAUCCGGAACCUGGACCAAGUAUGGUCACCAUUCCACCAGGCAAUAUUUAUGGCACAUAUUCAUCGCCUCAUAUACUGCUCAAGGGUAAUGUCCCACAACACCAACAAAUUCAACAACCUUCCAAUUCAUUAGUCAGUAGACUUCAUCCGCAUAUUCUCAAUGAAAUAUGCCAAUAUGUUGAUCAAUUUGAUUUGGUCAAUUUACUGAGAACAUGUACUGCAUUAUAUCCUUUAGCUAUAAAGCGACUUUAUAAACGAGUAACGGUGGUAAUAGAUUCAGAACUCCCAAUAAAGUAUGGAGGAGAUCAUAGAAAGUUUAUAUCAGAUAAUGGUAUCAAGUAUAUGGAUAGUUCUUUAGUCAUUUCACUUGCAAAUUUAUAUAAAUUCAUUAAUUCGGUAUAUUCAAAUCAAUCAUUAUGUCAAUUCAUUAAGUUCUUUGUAUUCGAUAAAUGUUAUCAACAAGAAGAAGAUGAUUCUAUCAAAACCAUUCAAAAAGAUUUAUUAAAUUAUUUUGCUAAUUAUUCUCAAGAUUUGAAUUUCUUUCAUAUAUCAUUCAUGGAAUAUUUUACUGGUAUUCAACAAUUGACGGAGUUUUUAGCCCAUGAUAAUUUUUUAGCCCAUGAUAAUGUUAGACAUAAAAUGUUUAAAUUAGUAGUUACGAAAUUACAUGAAUUAUAUCAACCUAGUAUCCCUCCAUGUUUAACUAAUUUAUUUUUGAUGCUUAAUGAAUUGGAUUUACAAGAAUUCGAUUUGUCAGUAUAUCCUUGGAAUGUAUUCAAUUCAUUAUUCACAUUAACUUGUUCAACUUCUAAACAAUUAGGAUUAGAAAUCAUAAAUUCAAUUAAAUUACGUUCACCUAAUAUGAAAUUGAAAUUAAAAGGAUUAACAUUAUUCCAUCGUCAUAAAGAAGCUGUAUCUCUGAGAAAUGAAAUGCUGAUGUUUGAAGAUGAAGAUGAAGAAAUUGAAAUAAAUGAAGAAUUAGAUGCUAAAUUACAUUCAAUAAAUAAGAAAUUACGAUUUAGUAUUAUUGAAACCAAGAUUGAUUUAUUAUAUUUGACUCAUUUAUAUCUUAAAGUUGAUUGUAAUGAACAUCGUGAUAAUCAAUGUAAUUGUUAUGAAAAAUUCUUUCAUGAUUUUGCCCAAUAUUCAAUCGAAAAUGAUGGUUUACCCAAACUUGUCAAUUUUGAAGUUGAAUCAUUUCCAAAUCUUGAUUGGUUAAGACCUCACCAACAACUAGAGAAUAUUUUAUCCCCCUUGGGUGGAUUUGUUAAAACCUUAUGUAACCUAUCCAGACUAACUAUUGAUUUUUCAACUCCAGGAUUUAAAAUGUUUGAUAGUAAUUUGGGAUUAUCAACUAUAUUACUCAACAAAUUAAAUGAACAUCUCAUGGAAGCAUUCUUUUUAUGUUUUUUCACAAAAUCAACAAUUAGAGGUAAAUCCCCCCUUCUUACCAAUUUACGGACAUUACAAUUACCUGAUUUCUUCACGUCCUUCAUUUAUUAUAAACCAGAUUUUAUGGAAUCUUUACUACAUACAUGUAAAUGUUGGGGUUGUGAAUUAGUCUUAAUCAAACUUCAAGAAAUGUUCUAUACUGAAUCUAGUACCGAAUUAGACUUGGAAAGUACUUAUUAUAUGUUAAUAGGAUAUAUUCUUGGUAAACUUCAAGCUGAUAGAGAAGUAUGCAUACCUAUAAUGGAAAGAACUUUCCAUUAUAGUAAAUAUCCAAUCCAUAGAGGACAACCACAUACCCUCCACCUGGGAUUCCAUAUGGGUGGUAUUGAUUGUGAUUGUAAUGUUCAAAAGGAUCCAAAGGGAAUUGAUAAAUUAAAUAUAGAUAAUUUGGUAACUACUUAUAUCAUUCAUCAAUUACAGCCAAUAAUUGAAUAUUUGAAGGUUAUGUUUAUGAAUUUGGAUAAUUUGAUGAUACAUGGAAUUUAUUAUGAACGAACUAAGAAUGGAGAUUUGAUAUGUAUAUUCGAUGAUGAAGAUUAUCCGAUUGAAUUCUUGCAGACAAAGAAAGAUGAGAUCGAGAGAGGUGUUACUCCUGCUGGUCCAUUUGGAAAUUUUAGAAACUUUAUUUACUCUUUCGCCUAUAUUGACGAAGAAGAACCAAUAUAUAGAAGAUAUUUACCUUAUUUUUAUGGAGUAGUGAAAGAUUGUAAAAUUACAAAAGAGACCUUAGAAUAUGAGGACUUUGGUAAUUGUAUAGACUAUGGGAUCUUAGCCAGUCAUAAAUUUGCUAAAUAUCUAUUAGAAGAACAUGACUAUAAAAAUAUGUGUACUAAGUUUUCAUAUUUAAAUAAAGGGGUUUAUGAUAGUAGAUUGGGAUACCCUAGUUGGGUUUUCUAUGACUUAAAGAAUGUUGACAAUUUAAUGAAAUAUGAUCAAUUAAAGAAUAUGUUAAGUUAUUAUUUUACUAUCAAUAAAGAUAAACAAAGAUUUAAAAUGCUUAAAUUGGAUAAGAGAUAUGCUAAAACACAAUAUUUAAUAGAUGAGUUAAACUAUGACGAUUAUCACGAUAAAAACAUUGUUGACAUUGUGUAUGAUGAAUUUUAUUAUAUUGAUGAGUUCUAUAAGGAUAAGACUCCAAGCCCUAUAUAUCCUGCAGACCUUAAAUAUCCUUCUACAUUCCCUAGUAACCAUAAUUAUGAGCUUGGUUUCUAA